CAAUGAGAGAGAGUGCAAAAGGCGGGACUUUACAUAUGACAGCCAAUGCCGUAUCACGUUUGUAAUACGUUACUUAGCUUUAGUCACAUCCGGUUCUGCACUUUAAGGUCCGCUCAGGUUUUUGCUUUGAGCCCGGCUCUCGGUCUCCAGGAUGUACGGAUUCUCUCGGGUGCUGUUGCAGGUGCUAUCGGCCCAGCUGCUCUGCGUGUUGGUGCUGGGCUCCGAGCUAACUUUUGAGCUCCCAGACAACGCCAAGCAGUGUUUCUACGAAGACAUCAUAAUCGGCACCAAGUGCACAUUGGAAUUUCAGGUGGUUACCGGUGGCCAUUAUGACGUGGACUGUCGUCUGGAGGACCCAGAAAGCAUUACACUCUACAAAGAGAUGAAGAAGCAAUAUGACAGCUUUACCUUCACAGCAGCCAAGAAUGGCACCUACAGGUUCUGCUUCAGCAACGAAUUCUCCACCUUUACACACAAGACUGUGUACUUUGACUUCCAGGUUGGCGAUGACCCUCCACUCUUCCCAAAUGAGAACAGAGUCACUGCUCUCACUCAGAUGGAAUCUGCUUGCGUGUCGAUUCAUGAGGCCCUGAAGUCUGUCAUCGACUACCAGACUCACUUCCGCCUUCGUGAGGCACAGGGACGCAGUCGGGCGGAGGACCUCAACACUCGUGUUGCAUUCUGGUCCAUCGGCGAGGCCAUUAUACUUCUGGUGGUCAGCAUUAGUCAGGUGGUCUUGCUGAGAAGCUUCUUCUCUGACAGGAAGACUACUACCACACGCGUCGGAUCGUAACAGGCUCUGAUCCCCAGGAUUUGAUUUACCACUUUCUUUAUCCGUAUAUGGACACCUGGACCUGUGCAUACAGUAGGUUAAAACAUCAGUGCUGAUCUGAAAUUGGAUCAUAUCAAACUGCUAGAUCGUACAAUCUCCCGACAGGUCAUCCAUAUACAGCCCUGAUUGUCUAACAAACAUUAUGCUAAUUAGUCCUGAAGGUUAAAGGUUAUGUAUCUUAUGUAAGGUUAUGUAUGUUUUAAAAUAUUUUUGCAGGGUGAGAUGUAAACCUAAAGAAAUACAUUUUGUUGCUUGUAGCUAUCUGUAUUGGAGGCUGUCCAAGGUCAUAUAGUUAAAGCUAAUUUCUAAAUGUGUUCUUUAUUGUAUUUGUUAUUUUCUGACCCUGUAAUUUCAAAUGCUAUCUCCCUGAUCUCAUCCAAUUUUGAGCGCAAACUGUGCGCAAGUGGAAUUUUAACUAAAUGUACUCAUUCAAGGUUUGUUUUUGUUUGUCUUUACAUUUAGGACAUUGGGUCUCUAAAACCACUUGUCCAGUGAAAUUAAACCCCACAAAGGUUGCAUUUUGUUAUGAAAAAUGUUUUUUUCUCUAUUAAACCUUGCUGUGUUAUGUGAGAGUA
Molecule: messenger RNA, 1407 nt
Organism: Gasterosteus aculeatus aculeatus (three-spined stickleback)
Lineage: Eukaryota; Metazoa; Chordata; Actinopteri; Perciformes; Gasterosteidae
Gene: tmed7
Product: transmembrane p24 trafficking protein 7
Source: RefSeq, a predicted model, not a curated record